Daktulosphaira vitifoliae (grape phylloxera) is the source of this 1189-nucleotide messenger RNA. Its product is annotated as odorant receptor 46a-like. Gene Ontology annotation, biological process: sensory perception of smell. The record is from RefSeq and is a predicted model, not a curated record. Lineage: Eukaryota; Metazoa; Arthropoda; Insecta; Hemiptera; Phylloxeridae. Gene Ontology annotation, cellular component: membrane. Gene Ontology annotation, molecular function: olfactory receptor activity; odorant binding. The transcript has 7 exons. Bases 1 to 717 code for a protein of 238 amino acids.
AUGUUAUCAGCUCAACUGAAAAUAAUUGCGUUUGAAUUCGAAUCAUUUGGAUAUGAAAAUGUUGAAUUAGUACAUGCUUGUUCUGAAUUGUUUUUCUACUAUACAAUAGUUAUACAAUUUUGUUGGAUGUUAUCAGCUCAACUGAAAAUAAUUACGUUUGAAUUCGAAUCAUUUGGAUAUGAAAAUGUUGAAUUAGAACAGAAAAACGACUCUUGCUACAUGAAAAAUUUGAAUCAAAUACUUUUGGAUCAGACAAAGAUAAACGUGUCAAUUAAGAAGUUUCAUGAAAUCAUGAAACCGAUAACGUUGUUUACAUAUGUAUGCUAUUUAAAUAUUUUCAAUGCUUUCAUAUAUGUGUGUAUAUUGAUUUACUUUCAAAAUGACGAUGUAUUGUCAGUUACUUUUGUGAAAAUAUUAUUAACAACAUCAGUGGUCAUGAUCGAUUUGUUUGUUAUAAGCUAUUUUUAUGGUCAUCUUGAAAAUCAAAUGGAUGGAGUACAGUUUGCUAUGUAUAGUAUUAAUUGGACCGAUAAAAGUAUAAAAUUAAAAAAAAUGCUCUUGUUGGCUAUGAGUUUAAAUCACACGAACAAAUUAAAGAUGAAUAUUACUCCUCAAAAAUCGUUGAAUCUAGAAGUAUUUGGUUCGGCGAUGCGUGUAUCAUAUUCUAUAAUUUCACUCUUGGCAAAAAAACAAGUUCGAAAUAAGAAUUUAUUUUGAAUCAUUUUUGUUUUUUUAUAUAUUAAGUUUACUUUGUGUUAAAUUUUAAAAUAUAAUCUUUAAAUUAGGGCAUUAAAAACUUGAUUUGCAAAUAAGCUAUAUUUUCAUUUUAAUUUUUGGCAUUAUUAUUAAAAAAUACAUAAAUACCAGAAUGUAAGAAUAAAUAAAGUAUUUUUAUAUGUUGAACAGCUUGGUGAAACAAAUGUAGGUACGCGCUAAUUCUAGAACGUGCGUAUAGUACGUGUGUUUGAGGCGCCGCACUCUCAAGAGUAUACAAGAGUAACAAUGACAUAUAUUUAUUUUGUAAAUCGUUCUAAAAUUAUCGUAACAGAAUAAAUUUUAUAAGUUCACUACGAAAAUAUUAAGAUAAAUAACUUAUUAUUCUAUAUCUGUGUAAUCUACAGUCAAAUAAUAUUGAAUUAUUUUACAUUUUCCAUGAGCUUAUGAAAAAAACUUCUGCUGAAUUGAAUAU